AAUGCCACCUCCUAGUGGUAGAGCUGUUUCACAUGUGUGGUCGUAUUUUACAAAAGAACCAACCGACAAUCCAGAUGUUUUCUUAUGCACUUGUCAAAUUUGUGAAAGUCAAGGAGUAAAGCCCUUAAUUUCAUACAAUUUCGCCAGAGGUGGUGGUACGGGAUCUUUUAACAAACAUUUGGCAAAGAAGCAUGGAAUCACAAAAGAAACUCAUGCAGCAAGCGGCAGCGGGACCACAAGUAGAAGCCAACAGUGGGACAUUCCAAGCACAGACAAAGAACCUAUGCAAAAUUAUAUUCUCUCUGAGAAGAGCUUAAUUGUUUUGUGUAAACCCUUAACAUGA
Molecule: messenger RNA, 343 nt
Organism: Amaranthus tricolor (Joseph's coat)
Lineage: Eukaryota; Viridiplantae; Streptophyta; Magnoliopsida; Caryophyllales; Amaranthaceae
Exons: 3
Coding region: 2-343 (113 amino acids)
Source: RefSeq, a predicted model, not a curated record